AACAGCGGUGAACAAGCUAGAAAUAGGUUGGCCAGGUUGGUGGUGUAGAUAAUUGGUUGUAAAUCUGCUAGUUACUCUUGGAAUCAUACCAUCAGGUAUGGAUGACUGGCCGUAGAUCCGCCAGUUAUUCCUGGAAUCUUGAUCGGUGGACAAAUAAUCCACCAGUCAAGAUUCCAGGAGUAGUAACAGGCGGAUCCACGGCCAAUCAUCAUCCACACCGACAUGGUAUGAUUCCAAGAAACUAGCGGGUUUAAAACUAAUUAUCUACACCGCCAUCACAGCCACGACUUCUACCUCCACCUGUUGCUAGUCUGUUCACAGCUGUUAUUUCACCCCCUUCGUCCCAAGAUGUUUUUCUUGAUUUAAGUCUAAAUUAAAAAUGCCAGCUUGCUUGCUUCAAAACAUACUAAAAUCAGGACUAUUUUGAAGAAAGAUAAAAGACAUAGAAAUUAAUAUCUGCGACCGUGGAUCUUGCUGAAAGAUGAUCAGAUUGAAGUAAGAUCAAUAUAAAGUGUUAAGGCAAGUGUAUCUCAAGUUCUUCUACACGAUUAGAACUCAAUGACACCGUGAUUCUAGGAUUUAGUCAAUCUAUAAUUUAUAUGUUUAUUAUAUUGUAUCAUAGAUAUUGUUUCCAUAUCAGUUAGGAGUCUGUGUUAGUGCUUCUGUAUGUAUAUUGUUUACAAGACAGCAUUAAUAAAAGAUGCAACAGUUU
Rubroshorea leprosula is the source of this 712-nucleotide messenger RNA. The record is from the annotation of a GenBank genome assembly. NCBI's taxonomy places the organism in Eukaryota, Viridiplantae, Streptophyta, Magnoliopsida, Malvales, Dipterocarpaceae.